Molecule: messenger RNA, 1499 nt
Organism: Coffea arabica (coffee)
Lineage: Eukaryota; Viridiplantae; Streptophyta; Magnoliopsida; Gentianales; Rubiaceae
Source: RefSeq, a predicted model, not a curated record
UUGAUCCCAUAUCUCAACUUUUGAUUUUAUCAUUCGUGUCUGGUUCCCAUUGGCUGUGCGCUUUCUUUCUGACCAAUUGACAGACUUUUCUACGGACGUAGGCGGCUAGUUAGCAUACGCAUCUAUAAAAUUUUCGCUAUUUAAGCCCGAAAUUUUGCACAAUUAAUCAUUAAGGGACACCUUCUUUGGCAGUCCCAAUUUGAUUUAUGUACAAGUCCUGCAUAUGAAUGGAGCUCCAAGAAGUCCUGCGGAUGAAUGGAGGCGAAGGCGAUACAAGCUACGCCAAGAAUUCAGCCUACAAUCAACUGGUUCUCGCCAAGGUGAAACCUGUCCUUGAACAAUGCGUACGGGAAUUGUUGCGGGCCAACUUGCCCAACAUCAACAAGUGCAUUAAAGUUGCGGAUUUGGGAUGCGCUUCUGGACCAAACACACUUUUAACAGUUCGGGACAUUGUCCAAAGUAUUGACAAAGUUGGCCAGGAAAAGAAGAAUGAAUUAGAACGUCCCACCAUUCAGAUUUUUCUGAAUGAUCUUUUCCCAAAUGAUUUCAAUUCGGUUUUCAAGUUGCUGCCAAGCUUCUACCGCAAACUUGAGAAAGAAAAUGGACGCAAAAUAGGAUCGUGCCUAAUAGGGGCAAUGCCCGGCUCUUUCUACAGCAGACUCUUCCCCGAGGAGUCCAUGCAUUUUUUACACUCUUGUUACUGUCUUCAAUGGUUAUCUCAGGUUCCUAGCGGUUUGGUGACUGAAUUGGGGAUCAGUACGAACAAAGGGAGCAUUUACUCUUCCAAAGCAAGUCGUCUGCCCGUCCAGAAGGCAUAUUUGGAUCAAUUUACGAAAGAUUUUACCACAUUUCUAAGGAUUCAUUCGGAAGAGUUGUUUUCACAUGGCCGAAUGCUCCUUACUUGCAUUUGUAAAGGAGUUGAAUUAGACGCCCGGAAUGCCAUAGACUUACUUGAGAUGGCAAUAAACGACUUGGUUGUUGAGGGACAUCUGGAGGAAGAAAAAUUGGAUAGUUUCAAUCUUCCAGUCUAUAUACCUUCAGCAGAAGAAGUAAAGUGCAUAGUUGAGGAGGAAGGUUCUUUUGAAAUUUUAUACCUGGAGACUUUUAAGGUCCUUUACGAUGCUGGCUUCUCUAUUGACGAUGAACAUAUUAAAGCAGAGUAUGUUGCAUCUUCCGUUAGAGCAGUUUACGAACCCAUCCUCGCAAGUCAUUUUGGAGAAGCUAUUAUACCUGACAUAUUCCACAGGUUUGCGAAGCAUGCAGCAAAGGUUCUCCCCUUGGGCAAAGGCUUCUAUAAUAAUCUUAUCAUUUCUCUCGCCAAAAAGCCAGAGAAGUCAGACGUGUAAAAGUUUGUUUUUGUGUUGGGGAAAGGAAUAAGUGCCGUUGGGGGUCUUUCGGGUAUUGUGCUUUUUAUAUUAUAUUGUUUUGUAUCCGUAAUAAAAGUGGUGUGUAAGAAUAAGAUAUUUGACAUAUAUUAUUUUCAUAUGUAUAUUGGUACA